AUGCCGGAGCUUUCUGUCUUCCCCCACCAGGGCCAGAACGCAAACAGUAAGCGGCCCGGCCGCAUUCGGCGCGCCACUAGCCCCAUGCGAACAGGCCCUUUCGCCAAAGCCGCCCGGAUCCCUGUUUUCCGAAGCGAAGGAGGAAACUGGCGGGGGUUGAAAUCCUCCGCACCAGAAGAGGGUGAAUAUUUCCUCAAGGUCCUGAUCCCCAGCUAUGCGGCCGGCUCCAUCAUCGGGAAAGGGGGACAGACCAUUGUCCAGCUGCAGAAAGAGACGGGUGCCACCAUCAAGCUCUCCAAGUCUAAGGACUUCUACCCAGGCACCACAGAGCGGGUGUGCCUCGUGCAGGGCACAGCCGAGGCCCUCAACGCCGUCCACAACUUCAUCUCAGAGAAGGUGCGCGAGAUCCCCCAGUCCGUGGUGAAGCCCGAGUCCGUCAACAUCCUGCAGCCGCAGACCACCAUGAACCCAGACCGUGCCAAGCAGGCCAAGCUGAUUGUCCCCAACAGCACAGCUGGGCUGAUCAUCGGCAAAGGGGGCGCCACGGUGAAGGCCAUCAUGGAGCAGUCGGGGGCCUGGGUGCAGCUGAGCCAGAAGCCGGAGGGCAUCAACCUGCAGGAGCGGGUGGUGACGGUCAGCGGAGAGCCCGAGCAGAUCCGCAGGGCGGUGGACAUCAUAGUGCAGAAAAUCCAGGAGGAUCCGCAGAGUAGCAGCUGCCUGAACAUCAGCUACGCCAACAUCACUGGCCCUGUGGCCAACUCUAAUCCCACCGGCUCACCCUACGCCAACUCCACGGACGUGCUGCCGGCUGCUGCUGCUGCCGCCACCGCCUCGGGCCUGCUGGGACACACCAGCCUGGCCAGCGUCGGGGCCUUCCCAGCAGCCCUGCCGGGCUUCUCUGGCAGCGACCUCCUGGCCAUCAGCACGGCCCUCAACACCUUGGCCAGUUAUGGAUACAACACCAACUCGCUGGGGCUAGGGCUCAAUUCUGCUGCUGCCUCUGGCGUGCUGGCCGCCGUGGCGGCUGGAGCCAAUCCUGCCGCAGCUGCUGCCGCCAACCUCCUGGCCUCCUAUGCCAGUGAUGCCUCCGCCAGCACCAGCACGCCAGCUGGCGCUGUGGGUGCCUUCACUCUGGGCUCCCUGGCGGCGGCCACCGGCGCAGCCAACGGCUACCUGGGCACAGCCUCGCCGCUGGUGGCCAGCUCCUUCCUGGCCACGGAGAAGUUAGUGGAGAGUGCCAAGGAUAUGGUGGAGAUCGCGGUGCCAGAGAAUCUGGUGGGGGCCAUCUUGGGCAAAGGGGGCAAGACGCUGGUGGAAUAUCAGGAGCUGACGGGCGCCCGGAUCCAGAUCUCCAAAAAGGGAGAGUUUAUCCCUGGCACCAGGAACCGUAAAGUCACCAUCACCGGCACGCCGGCAGCCACGCAGGCCGCCCAGUACCUCAUCAGCCAGCGAGUGACGUACGAGCAGGGGGUGCGAGCCACCAACCCGCAGAAAGUAGGGUAGGGCCGGAGGGAGUCACCAAAGGGAGAAAUCCAUUUUAAAAGUCAAACAAACAAAAAACCAGGCCCCCUCCCCCACCCUGUCCAUUCCCUGCACGCCCCCAGACAUGCAUCCCCUCCAAUAGGGAGGGGUUCCCCCCAAUCUAAUGACCAGCUCUGAUCCAGACGCGAUCUCCGGAUCGGCCCGCGGACCUUGCCGUGCGUUCUGUCUGAUAUGUAUAUAUUGCACUUCUUUUUUUUUUAAUAGAAAAAGAAAAUGGGUCAAAUUUUCUCUUUAUUUCCUUUCUUUCUGGCCCCCUCCCCCCAGCCAGACCUCCCCCACCCCCUGCUCUCUCUAUUCAGGGAGCAGAUCGCACUUUGGGGAGUGGAUCCAUUUAAGACUGGGGGGGAAUUGGAUUUUGAUCCAUAAUUGGGGGAGGGGUGAUUGGCGCUGAUCUGGACCUAUGUUGAGACGACGGGGGGUCUGGAACGGGGUCUUGGCAAGAGCCACAGCUGCCGUAAAUCCCCCACAUGCCCCCUCUGUAGCUGGGUCUUAUUGAACUUCAGCUGCGACGUGGCAUUUCACUGAUGCGUUUUAUUUUUGGCAUGUAGAUAGUCAAAUUGUGUUGAACUCGGGGCGGGA
This is a messenger RNA of Chelonoidis abingdonii (Abingdon island giant tortoise), 2121 nucleotides long. It is a transcript of the gene NOVA2, whose product is annotated as NOVA alternative splicing regulator 2. The record is from RefSeq and is a predicted model, not a curated record. Gene Ontology annotation, molecular function: RNA binding. Lineage: Eukaryota; Metazoa; Chordata; Testudines; Testudinidae.